Messenger RNA from Pristis pectinata (smalltooth sawfish), 4589 nucleotides. It is a transcript of the gene kdm5ba, whose product is annotated as lysine (K)-specific demethylase 5Ba. The transcript is spliced from 25 exons. Bases 474 to 4442 code for a protein of 1322 amino acids. Gene Ontology annotation, biological process: chromatin remodeling. The record is from RefSeq and is a predicted model, not a curated record. Gene Ontology annotation, cellular component: nucleus. Gene Ontology annotation, molecular function: DNA binding; histone demethylase activity. Lineage: Eukaryota; Metazoa; Chordata; Chondrichthyes; Rhinopristiformes; Pristidae.
CGCCGACUAUAAACAACCGGCCGCCGCGUCCCGUUUCCCGCCGCCACCGCAACGGUGGCACCAUUCCAGCCGGUGCAGCUGCGUUGGUGUUGGCUGCGGGGGAGGAGAAGUUGUUGUUGUUGUUGGGGGCGCCGAGGAAAAAGGGGUCGGCGUGCCCGCGCGGGACUGGUUGCCCGUGCGGAGGGAGCCGGCGGAGGUGGCGGCGGUGCUGCGGGGUUUGAGAGCGAGACGGAGCAACGGAAAGAAAGAGCUCGAGCCCGAGCGCGAGGCCGCCCGCCGCCCGGUUCCCGCCCGCCGCCCGCCCGCCCGAGCGCGAGCGUCCCCGCAGAGGAGCUCGAGCCCUGCCGCCCGCCCUCCCCCCUCCCCGGACCAACCGUCAGCUGAGAGCCAGGCCGCCCGCAGACAGCAGCGGCGGCGGCGGCACCACCACGGUGGGGUCGGGGAGCCAGCCGAGGGCCGGCAGCGCCAGCGCCAUGAGCCAGCAGGCCGGCGAGUUCAUCCCGCCGCCCGAGUGCCCGGUGUUCGAGCCCACGCCGGAGGAGUUCGCCGACCCGUUCAAAUUCAUCAACAAGAUCCGGCCCAUCGCCGAGAGGACCGGCAUCUGCAAGGUCCGCCCGCCGCAGGGUUGGCAGCCACCUUUUGCCUGUGAUGUUGAUAAACUACAUUUUACCCCACGAAUUCAAAGACUGAAUGAACUUGAGGCUCAGACCAGAGUAAAACUCAAUUUUCUGGACCAGAUAGCAAAAUUCUGGGAACUACAAGGGUCAACAUUAAAAAUUCCACAUGUGGAGAGGAAGAUUUUGGAUUUGUUUUUACUCAACAAGUUGGUUGCAGAAGAAGGUGGUUUCGAAAUAGUCUGUAAGGAACGGCGCUGGUCCAAAAUAGCGCACAAAAUGGCAUAUCCACCUGGAAAAGCAUUGGGCUCACUACUUCGAUCUCACUAUGAACGUAUUCUGUACCCCUAUAACCUCUUUCAAUCUGGAGCCAGUUUAUUGUGUGUACAGAAGCCAAGUCUGAUUAAUGAUGAGAAAGACCAAGAGUACAAGCCACAUGAUAUUGUUCAGAGACAGUCAGUGCAGUCCUCGGAGAUGACUGUACCAGCACGACGUGCAAAACGUAUGCGAUCAGAGGUGGGAGAUGUAAAGACAGAGCCCAGUGAUGUCACUGAGGUUCACGCUCAUGACUUGCGACCAAAAACAAGGAGUGGAUCAAUGAAGUGCGAAAGUGAGAAGUACAAUAUGACUGGAGUGAAGAAGGAAGGAAGCGAAAAUCGUACUAAUGAUCUAGAGCGAACAAGGACACUGCGAAACAGCAGAACUACCAUUGCCUCUAAUAUUGUGGACUUGUAUGUUUGUCUGAUAUGUGGACAAGGUAAUGAAGAAGAUCGACUUCUGCUCUGUGAUGGCUGUGAUGAUAGCUACCACACUUUCUGUUUGAUUCCUCCCUUGCAUGAUGUUCCCAAGGGUGAUUGGAGGUGUCCAAAAUGUCUGGCUCAGGAGUGCAGCAAACCUCAAGAAGCCUUUGGGUUUGAGCAAGCCCCGAGGGACUACACACUCCGUGCAUUUGGAGAAAUGGCUGAUGCCUUUAAAUCAGACUACUUCAAUAUGCCAGUUCAUAUGGUUCCAACGGAGCUGGUGGAGAAGGAAUUUUGGCGCUUGGUUAGUACCAUUGAAGAAGAUGUUACGGUGGAAUAUGGAGCUGACAUUGCAUCUAAAGAAUUUGGUAGUGGAUUCCCCAUCAAGAAUGGCAAAAUUAAAUUGCGACCUGAUGAACAGGAGUACUUGGAUUCGGGAUGGAAUUUAAACAAUAUGCCUGUGUUGGAACCUUCCGUCCUGACACAUGUCAGUGCCGAUAUUUGUGGAAUGAAGUUACCAUGGCUGUACGUGGGAAUGUGUUUCUCCUCCUUUUGCUGGCAUAUUGAGGAUCACUGGAGCUAUUCAAUCAAUUAUCUACACUGGGGAGAGCCUAAGACAUGGUAUGGAGCACCAGCAUACGUGGCAGAACAGCUGGAGAGUGUUAUGAAGAAACUGGCGCCUGAGCUGUUUGAAUCCCAGCCUGACCUUCUGCAUCAGCUGGUCACCAUCAUGAAUCCUAACACUCUGAUGGCUCACGGAGUGCCAGUUUAUAGAACUAAUCAGUGUGCAGGGGAGUUUGUCAUCACAUUUCCUAGAGCCUAUCAUAGUGGUUUUAAUCAGGGAUUCAACUUUGCAGAAGCAGUGAACUUCUGCACAAUGGAUUGGCUGCCAAUGGGCCGUCAGUGUGUGGAACAUUAUCGUCUCCUGAACCGUUAUUGCGUUUUCUCUCAUGAUGAGAUGAUUUGUAAGAUGGCAUGCAAGUCAAAGGAUUUGGAUGUAGUUUUGGCAUCUGCUGUCUAUAAAGAUAUGAUCAUUAUGAUGGAUGAGGAGAAGAAAUUAAGGGAAGCAGUUCGCAAAAUGGGAGUAAUUGAUUCUGUGAGGGAGAAAUUCGAGUUAUUGCCUGAUGAUGAGCGACAGUGUGCAAAGUGCAAGACUACUUGUUUCUUGUCUGCAGUCUCAUGCCAUUGUAAAUCAAAUCAACUGGUUUGUCUGUACCACGUCAAUGAACUCUGCUCAUGUCCACCACAUAGAUGUCAUCUCAGAUAUCGUUACACCUUGGAUGAUCUCUAUCCUGUUCUGAGUGAAUUAAAAUUACAUGUAGCAGUAUAUGAUGAAUGGUCUUCCAAAGUGACUGCUUAUCUGGAAGCAAAAGAUGAUGAAAAGAAAAGUCUCUCUGAUUUCAAGCUAUUGUUAAAGGAAGCAGAGAAGGAAAAAUUUCCAGAAAAUGAUCUGUUGAAACAGUUGCGGGAAGCUAUUGUUGAGGCAGAAAAGUGUGCCUCUGUUGCUCAGCAACUACUGAAUGAUAAACGGCAAACCAGGUACCGAUCUGGUGGAGGAAAGUCCCAAAAUCGUCUGACAGCUGCAGAGCUUCAAGCAUUUGUUAAGCAGCUCUAUGUCCUUCCCUGCAUAAUUGACCAGGCUCCCUUACUAAAGGAACUUUUAAACUCCGUGGAAGAUUUUCAGCUGCGCUCUGCAAAGGUUCUUGCUGAUGAAAUACCCAAUACUUUUGAGCUCCAGCAACUGUUGGAUAUCAGUUUUGGGUUUGACAUAGAAUUACCACAGAUACAAUAUCUUCGAGAGCACCUAGAGCAAGCACGGUGGCUAGAUGAAGUUCAGUUAGCUUAUUCUGCACCUGAAUCUUUUGCUUUGGAUGAUAUGAGGCGGCUGAUUGACUCUGGCGUAGGAUUAGCACCUCAUCCAGCUGUAGAGAGGGCUAUGGCUCACCUUCAGGAACUCCUCACUGUUUCCGAACACUGGGAGGAGAAAGCUCACAAUUUGCUAAAAUCCAGGCCUCCACACUCUUUGACAACUCUAUCUGCUGCCUUGGAAGAAGUAGAAGUUAUUCCUGCUUAUUUCCCCAGUGGCCUUGCACUGAAGGAGGCUGUAAAGAAGGCUGGAAUCUGGCUUCAGGAAGUGGAGAUUUUUCAGAGCUCUGGCCAACCUCACCCAUUUGAAACCUUGGUAGAGCUUGUGACACGAGGCCGUGCAAUCCCAGUACAUCUGGAUCCACUUCCUCAACUUGAGUCCUUGUUUGAAGAUGCUGAGAGGUGGAAAGACAAUGCAGCUAAAAUUUUUCUGACAAAGAACUCCAACUGCUCCCUUUAUGAAGUGCUGUGUCCCAGGUCAGACAUUUGUGCAACUGGAUUGAAAAAGAGAGCCAAGAAAUCAAAAGAACAUUUUCAGAAUGGAAAAGGGAAAAGUCCAAAGCUAGAAAGCGUGGGAUCUUUCAAUGAAGCCAGACUGAAAGAAAUGGAAUCCUUUCGUUCCCUCCAAACAUCAAACUCCAUGAAGUAUCUUUCUGAUGCAGAGUGUUUAGAAAUGAAAAUGUGUGUUUGUCAGAAAGGUCCAUCUGGCUCCAUGCUGCAGUGUGAGCUUUGCAAAGACUGGUUCCACAGCAACUGUGUCUCAGCAGCCAGUGGUUGCCAUGGGGAGCAACCUUGGCUCUGUCCUCUCUGUCUGCGAUCAGAAAAGCCAACGUUUGAGAAAAUCCUCCCACUCCUCUCGACGCUACAGGAGAUUCCUGUCAGACUGCCAGAGGGCGAAGCACUAAAUUAUGUUUUUGAACGAGCUAUGAACUGGCAGCAACGGGCAAAGCACCUUCUUAGCACAGAUGAACUACACUUGGCCCUAAUCACCUCACAAGUAGCAACCCAGCCUUGGCCAGGUAUUACAAAACAAAUGGCUGCUACCGAAUUAGAGAAGCGAGUAGCUGAAUGCAACUUGCAGGUGAAUUCUGGCAAAGAGGUUAAGUUUUUACUGCAGUUUGUAAUAGGAAUCUUUUGGACAAAGAAGAGAAGAUGGGAGUUUCCAGACCUUUGUGGCAGAAGAACAUCCCAGCUCAAGGGCUGUGCCUGUCUGAUGAUGUGAGAUCUCAACUUGAUGAAUUGAUGAUGGAGGCUCUAUUAAUACAGGUUACUCUACCUGAGAUGCAACACAUUUAUCAGAUCUUAUUAACUCAGUCCCCUGUAGUAGAAGAUCACCAGCAACAAUCUGAACAACUGAACUAUGAACCAC